AUGGCCUCUGCAUCGUCUCAGGCUGUGACAAAGCGAUCGUCAGAUACGCAACUGAUGCCUCCUCCGCCACCAGCGAAGCGGAUAAAACGACCGCCUGUUGCCCUUGACGAAGACGAUUACACCGACGCCCUUUCCCAUAUCGUCGCCCGGGAUUUCUUUCCUGGAUUGCUGGAAACUCAAGCUCAACGGGAUUAUCUUGAUGCCCUUGAAUCGAAAGACAAGGAAUGGAUUACCACAGCAGGAAGGAGAAUGGCGCAGGUGAUGACUCCGGGAUCGCAGAGGAGAUAUGCUGGGACAUCCAUGACACCGCACCGCGGAAGCGAUCCUAUCCUGUCUAAUAUGGAGACCCCCCACCGAACCCCAGCUAUGAACAAGAAUACACCCAGAGGCUGGAAAGGCGAUACCCCGAUGUCGUGUGCUACUCCAGGUAGCGUGGCCUCGACUGCCACAAGCUCCGCAGGCAGAGGGGUCCCAUCGAAGGUACGGAAUAUGGGACUAGGCGCUUUUCAACAAAAAUAUACGAGCGAAGACAACGAAUCAUUCAACAAGCUACUUGAUAAGCAGAAUGCAAAGAAGAGGGAGAAAUAUGCAUGGCUGUGGAGUGGGAAUAAGAUCCCGUCGGCCAGACAGCUGGUCCAUGAAAAGCGGGAAGCAAAGAGACUUGAAGCGCAGGCCGCGCCGGAUGGGAGCAGGGAGAAACAGCUUUUGAAACUAUCCGAUACCAGGGUCGUGGCGGACGAACGUCCCGCCAGACCUGAUGGCUGGAAAUCAAAACCCGAGAAUUCCUUGAUGUUUAUCCCUUCUUCCGUGGAAGACGAGGUCGAAACAGUUCAGCAAAAACGAGAGGCUACAUCCCGGAUGGGAGAGAAGCAAGUCCUCUAUCACAACACCCGUAUUAGGCCGCAGCUCGAAAAUGUAGAUGCAGACCGGCAUUCGACCGUCCCACCGUCACCUUCCCUAUCUGCAGUUCGUGAUGCAAUAGCCGGACGGCCACGACCAACCGACUCAGAACCAGGGUACGCUGGCGGUGAAACUCCUCGUGUAAAUGGAUACGCCUUUGUUGAUGAGGACGAACCCGAGCCACACUCGGUUAAACAUGCUGACGAGGAUGAAGAGGCAUAUCAUCUCAAACUUCUCGAGAGCCAAGCUACUGACUCGACGCCGAAUCCGUUCAAGCUCAAAGAGAGCGGGAAGAGAGAACUAUUGCUUCACCGCAUGGUGGAACGGGUGGCAAAGAAUAAUAGAAGCGAGAAGGCGAUGAAAGAGACGAAGACCCCUGUACCGGUGUUCCCAAGCAGCCCGAUGAUCGCCUUUGGGAGAUCGGGUAAUGGAUCUUCAAUACCAAAAACGCCUGUCAUGGGUCGGGCUGCACUUACCCCUGCAGCCCAGAGGCUCUGGGCCCAGGUGGGUAAUAGCACUCCAAGAAGAGCUGUGACGUCUGGUUCAACGGGUGGAAAGAAUAUGUGGACACCCACACCCAAAAGGGCCAAAUAG
Microsporum canis CBS 113480 is the source of this 1494-nucleotide messenger RNA. RefSeq lists its product as hypothetical. Bases 1 to 1494 code for a protein of 497 amino acids. The transcript has a single exon. Lineage: Eukaryota; Fungi; Ascomycota; Eurotiomycetes; Onygenales; Arthrodermataceae. Gene Ontology annotation, cellular component: catalytic step 2 spliceosome. The record is from RefSeq and is a predicted model, not a curated record.